Messenger RNA from Patella vulgata (common limpet), 1585 nucleotides. RefSeq names its product serine/threonine-protein phosphatase 6 regulatory ankyrin repeat subunit A-like. The transcript is spliced from 3 exons. Bases 131 to 1585 code for a protein of 484 amino acids. NCBI's taxonomy places the organism in Eukaryota, Metazoa, Mollusca, Gastropoda, Patellidae. The record is from RefSeq and is a predicted model, not a curated record. Gene Ontology annotation, molecular function: protein binding.
CUGAAACCCGGAAGAAAUCGCCAUCAAAACAGGGAAGGAAAUAUUUUACCUACCAACUACAAGUUCGUUCAAGUAAAUAGGCAUGUUGAGAUAAUAACGGCUACUUGAUAUCCACUGACAUCCAACUAAGAUGAGUUCAAGGAGGCGACUGAAAUCAAAACUACGCCAAGCUGAAAACGAGGGAAAUAUUGGAGAAGUAGUAGAAACAUUAUCAGUACAAGAUAAGAAGCAAGCUUUACCUAUAGCAGCUAGACAAGGAUUGUAUGGUGUUGUGAUUUAUCUGUUAGAACCCGGAGUAGAUGUACAGUAUGUUGAUGGUCGUCAGAACAACCUGCUGUACAUACUUUUACUUAAUUAUAAUGUAUAUAUCAAUACUGGUAGACGUGAUUUGUUGUUACAAUGUGUAGUUAAAUUAGUUGAUGCUGGUGUGGAUGUCAACCACAUGAAUGAUGAUAAAAAGACACCUGUACAUAUAGCUGCAAGAAAACAGUUGUAUGAAGUUGUGAUAUAUCUGUUAGAACAUGGAGUAGAUGUACGGUAUGUCGAUAGUCAUCAGAACAACCUGCUGUACAUACUUUUACAUAACUAUGACAGUAACGACAAUACAUGUAGACCUCAUUUGUUAUUACAGUGUGUAGUUAAAUUAGUUGAUGCUGGUGUAAACGUCAGUCAGUUGAAUGAAUAUAAAAUGGCACCUAUAGUUAUAGCUGUUAGACAAGGGUUGUAUGAAGUUGUGAUGUAUCUGUUAGAACACGGUGUUCAUAUAGAUUAUGUUGAUAGUUUUAAACGCAACAUUCUUCACUAUGUUUUAUGCUGUGUGUUUUCCGGUAUGAUAGAUGAAGAGAAAUGUAUGCAGCUGGUUAAUACUUUAAUAAACAUGGGAUUAGACAUAAACCAACCUGACUAUAAAGGUAAUACCCCGUUGUUCUAUGUCGGUACAUACGACACCUCUGAUGACAUCAGCCCGUUCUCUCUAGGUAAAGUGUACCGAAUAAAAUUGAAAUUACAGAAAGUGCAGGACACUCAUGUUCGACUGAAAUGUAAACUGAUUAACAUUUCAUUAGAAGCUGGUUGUAAUGUGAACCAUCAAAACACUGAAAGGCAAACGGCCGUAAUGUACCAUAUAAAACACCAAACUGAUAUCAGUAUAUUAAAACUGUUAAUUCCACAUUCUAAUUUAAGUUUACCUGAUAAAAAUGGUGAUACUGCAUUAAAUUAUUGUAUUAAAUAUCACAUGAUCAAUUCGACAGCCAUCUUUAAACUUUUGGUAGACUCCGGUUCAGAUCUGAUGUCAGGUAACAAUGGAGUUAAGUUGUUCCAUGAUAUUUUAAAAUGUAUGAGGUUGGGGAUGUUUAGUUAUUACAUUAGGCUAAAAUUGGUUGUUAAUGGUGUUACAGCUGAAGGAGAAAAUAUGCUUCACCUUUUAGCUUGUGUUAACUAUGAUUAUUCUAGAAACAAGUUUAACUGGUUGUUAAAUAACGAGCUAGACAUCAACCAUCCCUGUUCUAAAUCCAACUCGCCUACUAUGAUAGCUGCUUUUUUUAUUAAACAGCAAAUAUUUAGAAUUGUUGACACGUCAUCCUAG